Hirsutella rhossiliensis is the source of this 978-nucleotide messenger RNA. RefSeq names its product tetratricopeptide repeat domain-containing protein. Gene Ontology annotation, biological process: protein folding in endoplasmic reticulum. The coding region runs from base 1 to 978 and encodes 325 amino acids. Gene Ontology annotation, cellular component: EMC complex. Lineage: Eukaryota; Fungi; Ascomycota; Sordariomycetes; Hypocreales; Ophiocordycipitaceae. The record is from RefSeq and is a predicted model, not a curated record. Gene Ontology annotation, molecular function: protein binding. The transcript has 4 exons.
AUGCCCCCCUCGCUGCUCCGGCCUCACGGCGACCUCAAGCCCGCCGAGGCUCUCGAGCUUGCGCAGCGGGCCCCCGAGAUUCUGCGCAGCAACCCCAAGGCCUUUUCCGCCUCCCCGCUUCUCAACCUCUUCUCCGCCCCCGAGACCGCCCACCUCUGGACCAUCUACGAGAACCUGAUGCUGUCCUGCCUGCGGGCGGGCGACGACACAGCCGCCCACGAGUGCCUCAAGAGGCUGGUCAGUCGGUUUGGCGACAAGGACGAACGCAUCAUGGCCCUGCAGGGACUCGCAAAGGAGGCUGUGGCCUCGAGCAACAGCCAACUAGAAGCAGUCCUGGGCGAGUACGAGGCGCUGCUGGAGCAAAACGGGGCCAACAUUCCAAUUCACAAGCGCAAGGUUGCCUUACUGCGCUCAAUGGGCAAAACCUCGGAGUCGAUUGUUGCCCUCAACACGCUCCUCGACUUUAAUGCCACAGACCCAGAAGCUUGGGCAGAGUUGGCGGACAUGUAUCUGUCCCAGGGGCUUUAUCAACAGGCCAUCUUUGCGCUGGAGGAGGUUCUCGUGCUGAUGCCAAACGCGUGGAACAUUCAUGCGCGAUUGGGCGAGGUGUCGUUGAUGGCGGCCGACCACAGCUCCGAGGGCAAUCCCCAAAAACACCUCGCAGAGUCGCUGAAGCGAUACUGUCGGAGCAUCGAGCUUUGCGACGACUACUUGCGCGGCUACUACGGCCUGAAGAUGGUGACGGACAAGCUCCUGAGCAACGAGGCAAAAUCGAAAAAGCAGCAAGGGGAAACCGAGGGCUUUAUCGUGCCCGAACAGGCGACGGUCGAGAAGCUGAACCAGGCGGCAACCCGGAAGCUGGCCGAGAUUGUGCGGCGGUACGGAGCGCAGGAGAAGCUGUGGCAAGGAUACGAGGCGGGAGAAAUUGCAGCGGCGCGCGAGCUUCUGGCCAAGUCGUCGAGCGAGGUGGUCCGGUGA